Cladocopium goreaui is the source of this 1108-nucleotide messenger RNA. NCBI's taxonomy places the organism in Eukaryota, Dinophyceae, Suessiales, Symbiodiniaceae. The record is from the annotation of a GenBank genome assembly.
GUUCCUCCUAUCGCUGUGCCAGCGCCGGCGCUUGGUGGAUCUGGGUACACGAGUUCUAGGCCAAAGUUGGAUAUGCCUUAGCCCUGGGAACCCGCUGAGCAAAGUCCUGUUAUCAUCAGUGAAACAAAGCGCCUUCGCGCACUUCUGCGGAGGUGAAAGCCUCGAGGAUUGUGUUGCGACCGGGAAGCAGCUUGAAGCACACGCAGGAGUGAAAUGUAUUGUGGAUUGGGGCGUAGAGGAGAGCAGUGAUGCCAAAUUUUGGGAUAGCAACACCGAGCGCAAGGUGAAAACCCUUCAUCGCGCCAAAGAGGUGCUUGGAAGCAAUGCAGCCUUCAUGCCCAUCAAGCUCACGUCCCUCCUGUCCCCAGCGUUACUCGAGCGCAUCACACUGGAGGUGAAUCACGACCCAAACGCAGAGCGUGGCAUGGGAUGGCAGGCCUGGCAGGAUGAACCCGAAGCCGCCGAUGCCCUACAGCGCUUGCGGUGCCUUUGUGAGGCUGCGAAAAGUUUGGCCAUCCCACUGCUGUUGGACGCGGAGCAAUCGGAUCGACAAGCUGCGGUUCACCUUUUGGCGCGUCACUUGCAAGCUGAAUUCAAUGUCCAGGAACCCAUCGUGUAUGAUACCAUCCAAAUGUACCUCAAAGCCUCUCCCCAAAGAUUGGAAGAGGCUUUGGACUCUGCUGAGCGACAUGGCUACAUCUAUGCCAUCAAGUUGGUACGAGGAGCGUACAUCGACCAGGAAAGAUCUCGUGGAAGCAUCCACAGUUGCAAGGAGCACACGGACGAUGCCUUCGAAGCCGCCACGAAACGCUUGCUACAAGCGGCCAGUCAAAGGCCAAGGGUGGCCCUAAUGUUGGCGACCCACAAUCGAGCGUCACUUUGGAAUGCAGUCAAGGAGAUGGAUCGACUAGGCCUUGCUCGUGAUGAUCCCAGGAUACACUUCGCACAGAUCCUGGGCAUGGUGGAUAACCUUACCUGGGCCCUGGGCCUAGCUGGCUACAAUGCAUCCAAAUUGCUGGUCUUUGGACAGGUUCAUGAGGUCUUACCCUGGUUGCUGCGUCGCGCGCGAGAGAAUCGCGAUGCCUUCGGCGCGCAGGUUCUGGGAUAA